Messenger RNA from Lytechinus pictus (painted urchin), 4255 nucleotides. Its product is annotated as thioredoxin domain-containing protein 12-like. NCBI's taxonomy places the organism in Eukaryota, Metazoa, Echinodermata, Echinoidea, Temnopleuroida, Toxopneustidae. The record is from RefSeq and is a predicted model, not a curated record. The transcript has 5 exons. Gene Ontology annotation, cellular component: endoplasmic reticulum. The coding region runs from base 48 to 404 and encodes 118 amino acids.
GUUUUGGAGAACAGUAUGAUUGGCUUAACUUUGAAGAUGGAAAGGAGAUGGCCCAAAAAACCAACAAACCAUUGAUGUUGGUUAUUCACAAGACCUGGUGUGGUGCAUGUAAAGCCUUAAAACCCAAGUUUGCUGCCAGUGAGGAAAUUCUAAAACUUAGUAGUAACUUUGUGAUGGUCAAUGUUGAGGAUGAUGAAGAACCAGAAGGAUCUGAAUUUCAACCUGAUGGUGGAUACAUUCCCCGUAUUCUCUUUCUCAACUCAGAUGGCGCUGUUCAAACUGAUCUAUACAACACAAAAGGAAAUCCUAAAUACAAAUAUUUCUACUCUAAUGCAGAUAUGGUUACUACGGCAAUGCAGCUUGCAGCCAAUGACCUUGGAGGAAGCAGAAAUGUAGAGUUGUGACGAGUGGAGGAAAUAGUCCUAAGCUAAGCAAUAAAGCCUUUUAUUAUAAAAUACCACAAGUGAAUUUUUUCAAGUUUAGUUCACUAAGGCACCGCAUCAGAAAUGCUUAUUAGGGUUUCUGCUUCACAGUGGCUUUCCCAUGUUGUUCUAUGCUGAAAUGGGAGGAUUAUCAUGGAAAAGUCACUAAUGGCAUUCCUGCAUAAGGACAUGGAUUGGCGUAACUUUAAUUUGUAUAGCCUGUCUUAAUGUUUAGUUCUAUUUAUUGCUCGAAAAGGAAACAUUUCAUUUCAUUUUCAUAUGUAUUGGGGGUAAUUGUUCAGACAAAGAUUAAACCCCUUAUUUGAAAGAUCACAGCAUUACAACAUGUUAACCCAGUCACUGUGUGAAAAUGCUGCAGUAUAGUAAGGAUGAUAUCACAAUGUAUUCUGUCCAGUAGGGAUGAUGUCACAUUGUUACUCUCAACAAGAUGAAAAUUUAAGAAAAGAGGGUUUGAGUUGGUAUUUUCUUCUAUAUUGCUUAAAGGAAUUAUGAAUUCUAAUUGCCUACAGCCUUCUUACAAAUAAUUUUCUGGGAAUUUUAAAGAAUUUAUUGUAUUUAUUGUUUGAUUUUUUAAAAAUCAAUUUUGCUUAAAGGAAUUAUGAAUUUAAAAGCCUACAAAUAAUUUUACUAGGGAUUUUAGAGAAUUUAUUGUAUUUAUUGUUUGAAUAUGUUUUUUUUCUUCUUCUCUAUUUUGCUUAAAGGAAUUAUGAAUUUAAAAAGCCUACAGCCUUCUCACAAAUAAUUUUACUAGAAAUUUGAGAGAAUUCAUAGUAUAUAAAAUAUCUAAAACAUGGCAGAACCUGAACACUUUGAAUAUGUUUCUGGUGGGGUUCACUAUCUCAUCAGCACCACUGUAGCAGUACACUUUCUUGACAGAAAACCCUAAAACUAUGUAUUACCUUGCAUGAAACAUUUCAAUUUCACUUCAUUAUACUGUUUUAUUAUAUUUUCUUAUGGUAUAAAGAUAGCUUUAUGUUUCAACUAUUGGACACAUGGAUAAGCAUACCGGUAGUUAAGUAUGUAAAAGUUAAGAGAGCAAGUUAGUUAUUCACAUCCUUGUGUUUUACAAUUGACAGUAACAGGUGCUCACUUGAAGGGUGUAACCUUUAUAAAGGUUUAUAGCUUUAUGUUUCAACUAUUGGACACAUGGAUAAGCAUACCGGUAGUUAAGUAUGUAAAAGUUAAGAGAGCAAGUUAGUUAUUCACAUCCUUGUGUUUUACAAUUGACAGUAACAGGUGCUCACUUGAAGGGUGUAACCUUUAUAAAGGUUUAUAGCUUUAUGUUUCAACUAUUGGACACAUGGAUAAGCAUACCGGUAGUUAAGUAUGUAAAAGUUAAGAGAGCAAGUUAGUUAUUCACAUCCUUGUGUUUUACAAUUGACAGUAACAAGUGCUCACUUGAAGGGUGUAACCUUUAUAAAGGUUUAUUUUUGUGGGGCUUCAUGCCAUUCAAUGUUUCUUCACACAACUAAACAAUUAUGUCUUCUUCAGGACUAUACCGUGUGAGUCGGAAAAAACUUGACACCUCACAAAUCCCCAAUUUAAGGGGAAAAAUAUGUCAUGAACGCAUAAGUAUGAUAUAUGGAUGGAAAGAGUAUCUUCUCCAAAUAUUUUGAUUUAUGUGGUAUGUCUUCAAGCUUGGAUAAUCAGUAGGUAUUCUUUGAAGCGAUGUAAACUUUGAUUUGUGCCAAAGUAAAGCAUGGCUGCAAUGAAUGAAUCUAGACGCCAAUGAUAUCAUAAUCCUAAAUGAGUUAGUAAACGUAUUUGCAAAUCCGUUUUCAAUGAAAUUGACUUGAGCAUUCAUACUAAACAGUUUAGUAAAAAUUGAAAAGGUGUUUUGAAAUGGAUUUUAAUGCAGCCCUUGUAGGAUUAUAACAUCAUUGACUUCUGGAUUGAUUCAUUGCAGUCAUGCCUUACUUUGGAGAAAAUCAACAUUUACAUCACUGCAAAUAAUACCUCUUUAUCAUUCAGGGGUUAACACAUACAACAUAAAUAUGGUAUCAAAUUAUUUGAGAGAACAAAUUUUUUCCUUAAAUUGGGGAUUUUUGAGGUGUCAGGUUUUUUUUUUUACUCACAAGGUAUACAUGAGCUACAGAUGGAGUGUACAGCAUCAAAUGUGGGCGAUUCUCAUUUCCAUCUACAUAGUUCAGUGAUGAAAAAUAUUUAUUGCGUAUUAAACAUGUAAGUUAUAAUUUGGUGACUUGAAAGUUUUUAUAUGUGAAUGCAUUGGACUAAUGGUUGUCAUGAAUUUGAUAAAGGUCUGGGUUUAAUACUUCUCAUUAUCUGUUCUUGUGCUUAUGCAAAUAAGUGCUUUGAGGUGCUAUUUGAACUAGAGUAUGCUUAUUGAUUUUCAGCAAUAUAGUUCACCUAUUUUGAAGAAAAAAAAUCAUGGCAGUAAAUUGGAUGUGGUAAUAUAGACAAAAUCAGGGACACCUGUUUCAGUUGUUGUAUAUAGAUGUACAUGUUUGUGUAGAUGGGAGUAUGCAUGAUAUCAAUUGAGAGACCUUGAGUAAUUUGUAAUGGGCACAAAUGUAUGUAUAGGUAUGACACACAUGUGAUGGGCAUAAAACUGUAAUGAUACCAGGGCAGUGGUAAUGAUUUUUUAACAGGGGUGCUGGCUUGAUAGAAAAAAGUGACGACCAAAAAACUUUUUCAAUACAAAAUGAUGGUAAUUUGGGUCAGGAAAAAAUGUACAAUUCUGUUGUCAUUGGGCUACGUCGUGGACUUGAGAGGAUUAAGUCUGUGGUUGAAUCACAAGUCCUGGUAAGAGAAAGAAUAUGAAAAUAAGAAAUUAGUGCCCCAGUAACAGCCAACUUAUGGAGUGAAAUGUAAGAGUAUCAUGCAGUUUUGAAAUUCAGAGACACUACAUUGAUUCAAAUUGUAAAAGAUAUCAAACCAUGUUGUUUGUUUUGUGUAUUGUUGACUUAUUUAUGCUCAGAAUAUCAUGAAUAUGAGUAUUGUAUUUUGUUCAAGGGGGGGGGAUGUUGGAUGAGGCCAUUUAAUAAAACUAAGUUGUGCAUGAAUUUACAGACAACUGGGGGGGGGGGGGGGGGUUUCCACAAAGAUUUAAGUGUGACUUAGAGUCAGGUUGCCUGUUACAUAUCAUGUGCGCGUUGGCAGUUUAGUUCGACUCUAAGUCAUACUUAAACCUUUGUGAAACACCCCUGGUGGUUCCUAUGUGUCAAUGACUGUUAUUCCAAUCAGCUUAAAUUGAAAUCCGAUGUUUUAAUUUUUUGUAUAAUAAGCAUCUUGGUGCAAUUCUUAUUUGAUUAGGGUAAUAAGAAAGUCACUUUUUCCAAAGAACGGGUCACUAGUUGACUGUAAUAUUGAACAAAUUGAAGCUCCUUCCUGGUAUGUGGAUGAAUGUUGAUACCCAAGUUAGUUUCUUGGGAAAUUCCACUCCAAAAAAAAAUGAUUUGAAUAGAAAGGGAUAAAUCAACCCAUCAGUUCUUUACACACCAAUGUGAAGUGCAUAUAAUUAUUUAGAAAAAAAGAAAUUUUUCAAAGAAAUUUUCAGCAUCAUGCUUGCUUGAUUUUUUCACUUUUUGUUUGAAAUUUACUGUUUGUGGGUUGGACUUUCCCCAAGACCCUGUCUACAAAUUUGUUCAAAGAUAUUGUGCAAACAAUUCAACUAAAGUAUUAGGUGUUUUAGCAAAUCAAUGAGUCAAGUGAAAUAGUUGUUAGCUUGGUUUUUAGAAUCAUUUUAUCAAUAGACUCUGGUAAAGUCGUGAUUUAUAACAAGUUUCAUAAUAUUGUCUUCUUCCCUUGAUAUAAAGUGUACCAAUUUAAUAAAAGAGAACAUUGAAAUACAA